Molecule: messenger RNA, 2533 nt
Organism: Tarenaya hassleriana
Lineage: Eukaryota; Viridiplantae; Streptophyta; Magnoliopsida; Brassicales; Cleomaceae
Product: serine/threonine-protein kinase BLUS1
Exons: 23
Coding region: 43-2190 (715 amino acids)
Biological process (GO): protein phosphorylation
Molecular function (GO): protein serine/threonine kinase activator activity; protein kinase activity; ATP binding
Source: RefSeq, a predicted model, not a curated record
AAAAGGAAAAACAAUUUUUUUUAAAGAGUUUAAUCAGUUUCAAUGGUGUCUGGACUUAUUCCGAAGCUGGCGGGUUUCGGUUCGCAGUUGAGGACGAUGUCGGGCCGUGGCGGUGGUAAGCAGAGGACUUACUCUGCAAACCCUAAGGACUACAAGCUCAUGGAAGAAGUCGGCUUUGGCGCCAGUGCUGUCGUCUAUCGAGCGAUCUAUCUGCCCACUAACGAAGUCGUCGCUGUCAAGUGUUUGGAUCUCGAUCGCUGCAACAGCAAUCUGGACGGCAUAAGGAGGGAAUCCCAUACGAUGAGUUUGAUAGACCAUCCAAAUGUUAUAAAGUCGUUCUGUUCAUUUGUCGUCGAGCAUAAUCUUUGGGUCGUCAUGCCAUUUAUGGCACAAGGUUCUUGCUUUCACCUUAUGAAGGCAGCAUACCCGGAUGGAUUCGAAGAAGCGGCUAUUUGUUCAAUUCUGAAAGAGACUCUUAAAGCUCUCGGUUACCUUCAUAAGCAAGGGCAUAUCCACCGUGAUGUUAAGGCUGGAAACAUACUUCUUGAUGAUAAUGGAGAGGUUAAGCUCGCUGAUUUUGGUGUCUCUGCAUGCUUGUUUGACAAUGGUGAUAGGCAACGUGCAAGAAACACUUUUGUUGGUACUCCGUGCUGGAUGGCACCAGAGGUCCUGCAGCCAGGAAGUGGAUACAAUUCUAAGGCCGAUAUCUGGUCAUUUGGUAUAACGGCACUGGAGUUGGCGCAUGGUCAUGCACCAUUCUCAAAAUAUCCCCCCAUGAAGGUUCUCUUAAUGACUAUCCAGAAUGCGCCUCCUGGCCUUGAUUAUGACCGUGACAAGAAGUUUUCUAAGUCCUUUAAAGAAAUGGUUGCAAUGUGUCUGGUGAAAGAUCAAACGAAACGGCCAACAGCUGAAAAAUUGUUGAAGCACUCCUGUUUCAAAAACGCGAAGCCUCCUGAGCUUUCUAUGAAAAGAUUAUUUACCGAUUUGCCACCACUUUGGAUACGUGUAAAAGCUCUUCAGGCCAAGGAUGCUCAACAGCUUGCUUUGAAGAGAUUGGGCUCUGCUGACCAGGAGGCUAUAUCAAAGAGUGAAUACCAAAGGGGAGUCAGUGCUUGGAACUUUGAUGUCGAGGACUUGAAAGCUCAAGCAUCUCUACUGGAGGAUUAUGAUGACGUAGCUGAGGGUAAAGAAGAACUUUCCCGGGAACAAUUUCAAAACAAGGUGAAUAACAGGGGGCAAGUAUGUGGUAAUCAAUUACUAUAUGAGAAUACGAAUAGGAAGGAAAAGGAUUCAGAUUUUGAGGUGGUAGAACCCAUUUGCGAAGAGAAAACGGAAAUCAAGAAAGAAGCUUCCGUAGAACAAACGGCAUCGAACUCAGAGCAUGAUGUUCCACAGGCCAAGGCUAAACCAGUGAGACGCCAAAGUCAGAGCGGACCACUUUCCCCUGGGAUUGCCUUAAGCAAUUCGGCUUUCGAGAAAGGCCAUGCUUAUGAAAGACUCGAGAGUGAACGACAGACUGCACCAUCAGUCCGGAGGGCACCCAGCUUUAGUGGUCCUCUGAUGCUUCCAAACCGUGCUUCAGCAAACAGUUUAUCGGCUCCUAUUAAAUCUUCAGGAGGAUUCCGUGAUUCUCUUGAUGACAAGUCAAAGAACAAUCUGGUUCAGAUCAAAGGACGGUUUUCAGUGACAUCCGAAAACUUAGAUCUCGCAAAGGAUGUACCAUUAAGUACAGUCCCACGUCGAUCUCCACAGACAUCGCCUCUGAGAAAAUCUGCUAGUGUCGGAGACUGGCUACUGGAGUCUAAGUUGCCAACGAAUCAGUCCGUCAAGGAGUUAAGUAAUAGUCCUGUGUCUCCUUCAUUCCUCAUUCCUCAUCUUCAAAAUCUUAUCCAGCAUACCUCGAUUCAACAGGAUCUUAUUAUGAAUCUACUGAAUAGCUUACAACCUGCUGAGGCGACAGAUGGUUCUCAAAACGGAAAGUUGCCACCUUUGUCUCGAUCAGAAAGCAAUGGAGUUGUUGAACCAGUGGCUUCUGAGAAGGAGAGGUUACUUGCUACGAAGAUCUCUGAGCUCCAGGCUAGGCUGAGCGAAUUGACGGAAGAGCUAUAUGCGGAAAAUUCGAAACACGCCCAACUGGAAGAGCGGUGGAAAUCAGUCGCUGGUGAGGAACACACAAAAAGAGCGCCAUAGAUAGAUAGAGAGAGGUCUCUUUUGUACAUUACAAGGCCACAGAGACUGUGUAUUCAUCAAAGAAGAAGAGACAGAAAAAAAGCAAGAAGCCAUAUGAAUUCUCAGUUGGGGUUUUCAGACAGGAAGAAUGAGCCAACGCGCCAAUGUCGGCUUCUGACCCCAACAAAAAACCCAACGGUUGAAGAAUUGGGAAAUCAAUACAGAAUAAAGGAGAAGGGAAGCUACUACUGGGGGGCACAACAAGCACAACCCUUUUUUUAAAAAAUUGUAUUUUUUAUUUAAUUUGAACGAAAAUUUCACGUUUUUAAAUAAAUUUAUUUCCAUCUGUUUCACUGUUUCUUUC